GUCGUGAAGGACGACGAAGGGAAGAUGAAAGGGUACUCUGAAGACAUAGACACCCUCCUUGUCUUCGCCGGUCUGUUCUCCGCCAUACUCACCGCCUUCGUUGUCCAGACAUAUCAGAUGCUCCAGCCAUCUAGCACUGACCUCACAAAUCAACUCCUUACUACCAAUAACCAGAUCCUUGCCGAAAACAACCGGAUCCUUGUCCAGGGACUCUCCGCCGUCCUCACCGGAGCUCCCCUCGUCCUCAGUCUCGCUGCCGCCCUGAUAGGGAUCCUGGUCAAGCAAUGGGUGCUUGAGUACAUGCAGUGGAAUUCGACUCUUGCAGCGCCGCGCGAGAAUGUCAUGGUGCGGCAAUUCCGGUUCGAAGCGUGGGAGGCCUGGAAGGUCUCGGCGAUCGUCUCGACGGUGCCG
Messenger RNA from Phanerochaete carnosa HHB-10118-sp, 411 nucleotides. RefSeq lists its product as uncharacterized. The transcript has 3 exons. The annotation marks the transcript as partial. Lineage: Eukaryota; Fungi; Basidiomycota; Agaricomycetes; Polyporales; Phanerochaetaceae. The record is from RefSeq and is a predicted model, not a curated record.